Messenger RNA from Eurytemora carolleeae, 1199 nucleotides. RefSeq names its product THO complex subunit 4. The record is from RefSeq and is a predicted model, not a curated record. Gene Ontology annotation, molecular function: mRNA binding. The transcript is spliced from 4 exons. NCBI's taxonomy places the organism in Eukaryota, Metazoa, Arthropoda, Copepoda, Calanoida, Temoridae. The coding region runs from base 378 to 1199 and encodes 273 amino acids. Gene Ontology annotation, cellular component: nucleus. Gene Ontology annotation, biological process: mRNA export from nucleus.
AACCCAUGAUUCGACCUACACAGGACGAUGCCAGUUUUGCUCAGCACAUGAAGCGGAAAGCUAAAAAAGAAGCUUUUACCCUAAGUAGAAGAGUUGAAGAUUUUACUCAGGAGAAUGUUCUAAUUCUGGGCGGGUUCACCGGCUUCUAUCUCCUGGGUCAGAGCGCUGGAUUAUGAUGAAUAUAAAUCUAGAUAUUUCUGUAGUUUUUCCUUACGCCUUGUAUUCAAAUUUACCUGUAGAUAUCUGUUAUUACAUGAGCAUUCAUCUUUAGUUUAGAUCAACAAUAGUUUGUCAGCUUCUACCAUGCCGUAGAAAUAGUUAUAUUUAGAUCAAAUAUUUAUUAGAAAUAUAUUUCAGACUCAACACACACAGUUAAAAUGGGAAGUAAAAUGGAUAUGAGCCUAGAUGAUAUCAUCGCCGCUGGGCGUAAAGGCGGAAGCGGAGGGAAAAGUGGAGGCGGCGGAGGUGGUGGUGGACGUCGAGGGGGUGGUGGCCGUCCUCGUGGCCGAGGAGAUCGUAGAUCCGGAGGUGGUGGCGGUGGUAGAAGAAACGGAGCCCCCAGAAGUAGAUCACUAGGGCAGAGUGACGGAUACACCAGAGGAAAUGUCGACGGUAAAUGGUCUCACGACAUGUUCAGCGGAGCCCGUGGAGCUGUCGGCGGAAUGGGAGACGGAGCUCUUAGAGCGUUCACCUCCGCCCUGGCCUCCUCAUCAGGACCUGGUAAACUGCUGGUGAGCAACCUGGACUACGGAGUGAGUGAGGCAGAUAUUCACGAAUUAUUCUCCGAGUUUGGAAGUCUGAAGAUUGCGACCAUACAUUACGAUAAAUCUGGUAGAAGUCUCGGCACAGCAGAGGUCUCAUAUGACAAGCGUAGUGAUGCCGUUAAAGCUAUGAAGCAAUACAACGGAGUACCUCUGGACGGAAAAGCUAUGAAGAUUGAGAUUGCCGGAUCUGAAAGUGAACCUGUUGCCCCCUUACGCAGAGCUUCCGGUGGCGGUGUUGCCGCCAACCGUCUAGGGCGGCGGGAAGACCGACCUCGUAACAGCGGCGGUGGUGGUGGGGGACGUGUAGGCAGCGGAAGAGCUAGGAACAGUCGUGGCCUGCAAUUAUUCUUUUUUAAAGGGAGGGAGAAGAAGGAGGAACCGUCGAAGGACGCCCUGGACGCCGAGAUGGAAGAGUACAUGAAGUCCAAAGCUUGA